CCUUUGGACUGGAAGAAAGCAAAUACACAUUUCAAAUGCUAUGCAGUUGUCUCUGCAAAAAAAUUGCAUAUCUGCCCUAGGGAGGAGAUACUGGUCUUAAAACAUAACAUGGGAAGAGUCCAGGUAGAAGAUUUUUUAGCAGGGUACCUUGGAGGAGCUGCUAGUGUUAUUGUGGGACACCCCUUGGAUACUGUCAAGGUUCGACUACAAGCUGGACAAGCAUAUGGAUCAACAUUUAACUGUAUUCUCACAAUUUACAGAAAUGAAUGUGUUACUGGAUUCUUCAAAGGAAUGUCCUUCCCUUUGGCUAGUAUUGCAGUUUACAACUCUGUAGUGUUUGGUGUCUUCAGUAAUGCCCAAAGAUAUAUUAGUCAGUAUCGAGGUACCAGCCGAAGACAUUUUCCUGAUCUUAUAGACCUGACUUUUGCAAGCAUGUUAGCUGGAUGUGUUUCUGUGGGGAUUGGUGGUCCUGUUGACCUGGUAAAGAUAAAACUGCAAAUGCAAACGCAAUUGGCUUCUUCAGGUGUCAUGUCACUGUCUGAGAACACAAAGCUGCGUCACCAUCAAACAACUUAUAAUGGUCCAAUACAUUGUGUGAACUGCAUUCUGAGGAAAGAAGGUCUUUUGGGAAUGUAUCGGGGAGCAGGAGCAAUGUUUUUGAGAGAUAUUCCGGGAUAUUGCUUGUACUUUAUACCUUACAUAUAUUUAAGUGAAUGGAUGAAAUUAGAGCACCACACAAUGCCAAGUGCUUUGUCUGUGUUGCUGUCAGGUGGCAUUGCAGGAGCUAUUUCCUGGGGCACGGCUACUCCAAUGGAUGUAGUAAAGAGCCGUCUUCAAGCAGACAAUCUGUAUAACAGAAAAUAUAGAGGAGUCAGAGACUGCAUUAGGCAAAGUUACUGUAAUGAAGGUAUUCAGUCCAGAUCUUCACCUAUGAAUACGUUCCAAAAGCUGGUUAUGCAAGAACUUAUCCAGUUACAGGAUACUAUUGAUGACAGCGAGCAUAAGAAUCUAUCCAGAGGUAUUUUUCAGGGGAAUCACAGUAAAUGCCGUACGUGGCUUUCCAAUGAGUGCUGCAAUGUUUUUGACCUAUGAACUUUCAUUAAAAGCCCUGAAGAAGAGCAAGGAAUCAAAUUAAACUGAUUUACAAGCAAAUUAUACUCUUGGAAAUGUUAUUCUGAAUAAUAUAUAUUUUACGUAGGCCAUAAAAUUACAUCUGACUAACCAAUGCCAAAAAUACCAAUGAAUGAAGAGACGUCAUUUGCCAUGUACAUGUCAUUAAAGAAGAAUGAAUAGUGCUUGCUCUGGUUAAUAAUAGCAGCACGAAAGCCCGUUACUAUAUUACUAGCAACCACAAAGAUAAAAGAUUAUAAACAGGAAAAGAAGCCUUUGAACUGCUGCAUCGCAUAAAUUAGGUCAUCGGCAUAAUCACAUAUCAGGAAUGAACGAUGCUGUUGUUCCAUUUCAUUGUGUACUGACAAAACUAGAUAUAAAAUUUGUGAAAUG
Molecule: messenger RNA, 1503 nt
Organism: Hyla sarda
Lineage: Eukaryota; Metazoa; Chordata; Amphibia; Anura; Hylidae
Gene: SLC25A48
Product: solute carrier family 25 member 48
Exons: 8
Coding region: 109-1092 (327 amino acids)
Biological process (GO): transmembrane transport
Cellular component (GO): mitochondrion
Molecular function (GO): transmembrane transporter activity
Source: RefSeq, a predicted model, not a curated record